This is a messenger RNA of Aspergillus aculeatus ATCC 16872, 2399 nucleotides long. RefSeq names its product ankyrin repeat domain-containing protein. The record is from RefSeq and is a predicted model, not a curated record. The transcript has 2 exons. Gene Ontology annotation, molecular function: protein binding. Bases 92 to 2134 code for a protein of 680 amino acids. Lineage: Eukaryota; Fungi; Ascomycota; Eurotiomycetes; Eurotiales; Aspergillaceae.
CCGGUAUCUUGAACCAGACUGGUCCGGCGAGGUGAAGUGGCAUACCACGGAGCUGUAUCUAGAAAUCAUCGUUCUGGCAACACGGCGCGGAAUGAAGUUUGACAGGAAAUAUUACCAGCCUCCCGACGACGAUGAUCCUUCCUCUCCUCAGUGGACAGGGUUUAUCAACAGCUGCGUAUCAUUGAACUCGCAGCAAAGGUAUUGGGAAGCGCAGCAGAUCGUGAGCAUUUUGCUCCCAGUCCUGCCGUCCACGGAAGCCGAUAGUCUGUUUCGGAGGUAUGUGAGCAGUCUGGAGGGGACUCCUCUCAUGACAUCCACCGCAGUGGCUCGCCUAGCCGCGAGCAAGAGUCUUUUAUUGCGGGUCCUAGUCGACCCGCAGAACUGGAUCGUGGGAGGGACUCUCUUGCAGACUGUGCAGGAGGCCAUCCGUAUCAGGCCCGUGGUCGAGUACCUGUUUACUCGCCCGGAGGAGGUAGAAACCGGGAUAUAUGACGAAUGGCGCCAGCAUUUGUGGACACUCAUGGUUCAUGAGGAAGUGGAACACAAUCAGGCAGCUUUGUCAAUCCUGCUGAAUGCGGCCAGUGCGCAUGGUAUACGUCCUUUUCUGUGGGCCGCUGAAAAGGGCAAGGACACCAUGAAGGCUAUGGCCGAUAUCUUCAGCAAUCGACUGGGCUUACAAGAAGAGGAAGUCCGGACCAAAUUUGUGAAGAGCUUCAUAAGUUGGCGCGAAAGCCGACGAAGGUCAUUGGUUUGGUGUGCGUUGGAAUCCGAUUCGAUCAAGGCCGCCGAGUUCGCCAUAGAAGUCGCCAAGUCAGACCCCAAUGAGCUGGGCGAUGACAACACUCCUCCUCUGAUUCGAGCAGUGGGGUUAGGCAAAAUAGAGUGGCUUCAAUUUCUGCUCGCUUUGGACCAAGUCGAGCCAGACUUACAGGACCCGAGUCGGCGUUCAGCUUUGUCCUGGGCAGCAGAAGCUGGGUCUGAACAAAUGGUUCAGCUGCUUACUCGUUCAGAGAAACUGAACCCUGACUUACAGGAUUCCAAAGGUAGAACCCCAUUGUCGUGGGCAGCAGGUAGCGGGCAUGCACAGGUCGUUGAUUUGCUUGUUCACAAUCCGCAGGUCAAUCCGAAUUCUGUGGACUCCAGUAGUUGGACCCCUUUAUCAUGGGCUGCUGCAAAAGGACAUCACCAGGUCGUGAUUACGAUGCUCAAGAUCCCCCACAUUGAAGUAGACACCCCAGACAAAGACGCCAGGACUGCUCUCUCAUGGGCGGCGGGAAAGGGGCAUGUCGAGGUGGUCCGGUUGCUACUGCAGGAUUCAAGAGUGGAUGCCGACUCACGAGACCAUCGUGGCGCAUCGCCUCUUCUAUGGGCAAUCGUUAAAGGCCAGUCAUCUACCGUUCGUAUCUUGCUUGGGAGCGAUCAGGUCGAUGUCAACAUGAAAGACAAAAGAGGGCGGACGCCACUCACAUACGCAUGUGAAAUUGGGGGGUUAGAUGAGUCAGGAAUUCUCCUGCUCAAGCACGGUGCGGAUCCGGUCGCCCGGGACUCCAACGGUUGGACACCAUUGAUCUGGGCAGCUGCUAGCGAUAGACCAUUCAUAGUCGAAAAGCUCCUUCAGAUUAAGGAAGUCGAUGUGAACGCAACGGAUCCAUCCGGUCGCACGGCGAUGUCCCACGCAGCUGAGCGUGGGCGUCUGAGGACAAUUGAAGUCCUACUCAACCCAGCGGACCCGAAUAUCAAGGAUGAGAAUGGAUGGACCCCACUGUUCUGGGCUGCCUCCAAAGGCAAUACCAGUAUCGCCCGGCUACUGCUCCAAAGUGACAAGGUCGAUGUGAAUAUAACCGAUGGAUCGGGCCGCACAGCGAUAUUCCAUGUAGCUGAGCGUGCGUCCACGGAAAUGACGAGGCUCCUUCUAUCGAGGGCUGACCCGGAUACCAAAGAUCAGCAGGGGUGGACGCCCUUGAUGCAGGCUGCUGACCGGGGAUCUGUUCGUUUGGUUCGAGAGCUACUUGCAACGGGGAAGGUCGAUCCUGCUUGGAGCAGCUCGGAUGGUUGGACUGCAAGGACACGCGCACUGCUUCAUGGCCAUGAUGCAGUGGUAAGACUGCUGGAUGAUCACCUUGCACCAACCUGAUUGGCAGAGUCCGAAAGCAUCAGCCAAAAGGCAUGGCGACGAGGUCGGGACUCGAUGAAUAGAUUUCCUUGCUCGAUACAAUAUAUCACUGCAGCACGAUAUUGCCAGGAUUGCAUGUAGCAUCAUAGUCAUCCUUUAAAAUAGCUGUUCGGGUCAUCGAAUCUCCUUGAAGGGACUACCUAACUGGCACAUAUGCUUGAGCAUGGCCAUACCCCACGGAACAGUGUAGAGAGAAUAUGCGCGGCUGAGUGAGCACAGAUGUAGG